AUGGCUGAGACCACAAAAUGCAAACUCCGAGCCAUGAGGAGCAAACCCGCAAACCACAGGAUCACGAAAUAUAAAACAGCAAAGUCCAAACUCGCUAGGCUCAGAGAAGUCCAAGCGAGACAACUUAGAUUAAAGGCGACUGAGCGUGAAGAUGGGCCUGGGGAUCGAGAAACAGCAGCACAAGAUACGGAACCUGCUAAAACAUUGGAAGGGAUUAGCCCGGCCCCUCUUGGAGAUGUGCAUGUCGAGUCUCCAGAACCUCUACCACCUCUAGUCCUCGAAGAUAUAGAAUCAGUAGAAGAAAGUUUCGAACCGGCCGUACGACAUAUCCAGCCGAAAGAUAUGAAACCCUACCUUCGCGACAACAAAAAGUACGAGGUAGACACGAGGACAGGGUGCAGAUGUGGAUGGUACAUCUUCUAUUCCGCAAUAUGCAACCAUAUAUAUUGGAAACACCGGGGUACGUGUGGACAGACGUUAACUCGCUCUGGAGUGAACGGCUUCUGUAAAUCACCAGCGAAAAUGAAUCAUAUCGACGAGGUUAAAGUCACAAAGAUGUGUAUUGCAUGUACAGAGAAGAUGUCAAAGCCUAUUCGUUAG
Messenger RNA from Microsporum canis CBS 113480, 600 nucleotides. RefSeq lists its product as uncharacterized. Bases 1 to 600 code for a protein of 199 amino acids. NCBI's taxonomy places the organism in Eukaryota, Fungi, Ascomycota, Eurotiomycetes, Onygenales, Arthrodermataceae. The record is from RefSeq and is a predicted model, not a curated record. The transcript has a single exon.